Messenger RNA from Impatiens glandulifera, 1191 nucleotides. Its product is annotated as annexin D5-like. Gene Ontology annotation, molecular function: calcium-dependent phospholipid binding; calcium ion binding. The transcript is spliced from 6 exons. The record is from RefSeq and is a predicted model, not a curated record. NCBI's taxonomy places the organism in Eukaryota, Viridiplantae, Streptophyta, Magnoliopsida, Ericales, Balsaminaceae. Bases 81 to 1025 code for a protein of 314 amino acids. Gene Ontology annotation, cellular component: cytoplasm.
CAAAUAAAUAGUAGUGGUUUUUGGGUUAAGUUUAUACCAUCUACUGAACUAUUCAGCGAUUGAAGAAGAAGAUAAAGGAAAUGGCUUCGAUAACAAUCCCUCAUGUUCUAACUUCACCCCGAGAUGAUGCUAUUCAAUUGCAUCGUGCUUUUAAAGGAUUUGGCUGUGAUGUUAAGGCUGUUAUAAAUAUCCUUGCCCAUCGAGAUGCAACACAACGUUCUUAUAUACGUCAUGAGUACAAAAACAUGUAUUCUGAAGGACUAGAGAAACGCUUGGCUAGCGAGCUUUCGGGUGAUGUCGAGAGAGCGGUGUUAUUGUGGAUGGACGAUCCAGCUACACGUGAUGCUACUAUACUGAACUGGGCUCUCCGUGAAGGCGUGGUUAAUCUAAAAGCCGCGACUGAAGUGAUAUGUUCACGAACUCCAUCCCAGUUAGUACAAGUCAAACAAUUGUAUCAUUCGAUUGCUAAAAGUUCCCUUGAGCAAGACAUUGAGUAUCAGUGCACCGGCGAUCAUCAACAGUUGUUGCUCAAAUAUCUUGGCACACAACGCUAUGAAGGACCUGAAAUCGAUAGAAGUAUGGUAGAACAUGAUGCUAAAGCCCUCUAUAAAGCUGGGGAGAAAAAGUUAGGAACCGAUGAGAAGACUUUCAUAAAGGUUUUCAGCGAAAGAAGUCGCGCUCACUUAGCCGCAGUGGAAACUGCAUAUAAAAGCAUAUAUGGUAGCUCACUUCAAAAGGUGGUUAAGAACGAAACAUCUGGUAACUUUGAAUUUGGACUUUUAACAAUCUUGAGGUGUGCUGACAACCCAGGGACAUACUUUGCUAAGCAACUGCACAAGGCAAUGAAGGGAAUGGGAACAAAUGACUCGGACCUGAUUAGGAUAAUCGUUACAAGAGCAGAGAUUGACAUGCAAUACAUAAAGGGAGAGUAUCAGAAGAAAUAUGGGAAAUCUUUGAAGGAUGUUGUUCGGUCUGAGACAUCGGGCAAUUACGAAGACUUUCUUCUUGCUCUUCUUGGUCACUAGCUAAACUCUUAGCUAGUUUGUAUUUGUGCUUUAUGAUAUGAUUGGUUUUUUUAUGUAAUGUUUUCUGUGCUUAUUUGCUAAUAAGUUGGAUGUAUUGUGGCUGUGUUUUGUUGUUGUAAAAAGAUGAACAUUCUGGGUAUUUAAACCUAGAAUAUUUUCUUAUGUA